Messenger RNA from Panonychus citri (citrus red mite), 1909 nucleotides. Its product is annotated as UTP--glucose-1-phosphate uridylyltransferase-like. The record is from RefSeq and is a predicted model, not a curated record. The transcript is spliced from 2 exons. The coding region runs from base 188 to 1687 and encodes 499 amino acids. Gene Ontology annotation, biological process: UDP-alpha-D-glucose metabolic process; glycogen metabolic process. Gene Ontology annotation, cellular component: cytoplasm. Gene Ontology annotation, molecular function: UTP:glucose-1-phosphate uridylyltransferase activity. NCBI's taxonomy places the organism in Eukaryota, Metazoa, Arthropoda, Arachnida, Trombidiformes, Tetranychidae.
ACAAUCAAUUUUACUAUCAUUUCAUAUGAUUACUUUUUCUCUUUACCCUCAAUAAUUAUAAUCAUUAAUUUGAUUGUGAUUCGAAGAGUAUAAGAGUAUUUAUUAACUUCGUUUUAAUUGUUCGGUGUUUUUUUUGUCAUUUUCUUUUACGUUAACAGUUGAUUGACUAAUUAAUUGGAUCUAAAUCAUGACCGUUACCAAUCGGAAGAUCAGUGGGGCAACAGAGUUCCGUGAAUUGACCAAGAAAGAUGCUCCCGCUGUUCUCAGGUCAGAAUUUGAGAAAUUAACUCGAGAUGUUCCCGCUGGUCAACGUGAACGACUUCUCCAGGAUUUCCAAGGGUUCGAGAAACUAUUCGCCAAAUAUAUGGUCGAAACUGGACCUUCCAUUUUCUGGGAGAAAAUCGAACCCCCUCCGCCUGAUGCAAUUAUCGACUACGGAGAUUUACAAACACCCAACCUUGAACAAAUUCGUUCGUAUCUUGAUAAGUUGGUCGUCGUUAAACUGAACGGAGGCCUUGGUACUUCGAUGGGCUGUGUUGGCCCAAAAUCGUUAAUCGCUGUUCGUAAUGGACUAACUUUCCUUGAUUUAACUGUUCAAAACAUUGAACAAUUGAAUAAAAAUUACAACGUCGAUGUGCCUUUGGUCCUGAUGAACUCAUUCAACACCGAUGCUGAUACCGAAAAAGUGUCCAGAAAAUAUCGAGGCUGCAACGUCAAGAUUUACACCUUUCUGCAAAGCCGUUACCCUCGACUCAACAAGGAGACACUUUUACCUGUGGCCACAAGUAUCGACGGCGAUCCAGAAGAUUGGUAUCCCCCUGGUCAUGGCGAUUUCUAUGAUUCUUUUGCCAAAUCUGGCCUAUUAGCCGAUUUCAUUGAACAAGGUAAAGAAUAUGUAUUCGUGUCCAAUAUUGAUAAUCUUGGAGCGACCGUUGAUAUUAAUAUCCUUAAAUAUUUACUGGACACCGAUUCCGCUCAUCGACCUGGUUUCGUGAUGGAAGUGACCGAUAAAACUCAGGCCGAUGUUAAAGGUGGAACCUUAAUUCUGUACGAGGGUAAAUUACGAUUACUUGAAAUCGCUCAGGUACCAAAAGAUCAUGUGGAAGAGUUUAAAUCGGUGAAAAAGUUCAAAAUAUUCAACACUAACAAUCUAUGGAUGAGCUUAAAAUCAAUUGAUAAACUGGUCACUUGCAACGGGAUUCACAUGGAAAUCAUUUCCAAUCCGAAACAUUUAGCCAAUGGACUGAAUGUUAUUCAAUUGGAAACUGCUGCUGGAGCUGCAAUGAAAGAUUUCACCAAUUCCAUUGGUAUCAAUGUACCUCGAAGUCGUUUCCUUCCGGUCAAAAAGACUCAAGAUUUACUCUUAAUCAUGUCCAAUUUGUAUUCCCUUAAUCAAGGAAGCCUGACCAUCAAUCCAGCUCGACCUUUUCCAACGAUACCUUUGGUUAAAUUGGGUGACACUCAGUUUGCCAAAGUUCGUGAUUUCCUCCGUCGAUUUGCUUCCAUUCCCGAUAUACUUGAGCUCAACCAUCUAACGGUAUCGGGAGACGUGACCUUUGGAUCGGGUGUUAAACUCAAGGGAACCGUUAUAAUUAUCGCCAAUCAUGGUGAUAGAAUUGAUAUUCCUUCGGGUUCAGUUUUAGAAAAUAAAAUUAUCUCUGGAAAUUUAAGAAUUUUAGAUCAUUAAUUGAUCGACAAUACUCUUGAUAAUGAAAAGGAGAUUUAAUUAUCUACCUGUUUAAUUGCUGAAAUUAAUUCUAAUAAUUUUCCAAUCGAGGAGACACACAAAUACUAAUCAAAUUGUUAUCAUUGUGAUCGAAAAAAAUAUCCAAUUGUUUACCUUUGCGAUCAACUGUCAAUCUUGUGAAAUCCUCUGAAAUUUAAAAAUUAAAGAGUCAAUUACAAUUAA